Molecule: messenger RNA, 982 nt
Organism: Caenorhabditis elegans
Lineage: Eukaryota; Metazoa; Nematoda; Chromadorea; Rhabditida; Rhabditidae
Gene: C53D6.11
Product: G_PROTEIN_RECEP_F1_2 domain-containing protein
Exons: 5
Coding region: 51-836 (261 amino acids)
Source: RefSeq, marked reviewed
AAGUUAAAAUUAUUUUCGAAUGAUGCUAAGCGUCAUUUCAUUUUUUCAGAAUGUCUCCUGAGUUCUUCAUAUACAUAUUUCUUGGGUUAAUUGAACUUUGCGUAUCAACAUUUAUAUUGUCAACAGUAUUGAAUAAUUUUCGAUUGCGAGAAAAAUAUUCAAUAUUUGUAGUGAAGUUUAUUGUCGACAUUGUGGUGGCCUGUCUUCUUUUACUUCUUGCAUAUUUCGAUCGAAAUACAGAUGAACGAAUAUGUGGAGCAACGUUGGUUAUUUCAACAUCUAUACCAUUACUUCAGGUCCUUCUGCUAUUAUGCGAAGUAAUCGAUUGGUCAUUAGCUGCAUUCUCACCAGUAUACUUUCAUCAUUCAAGUUUAUUAUCACGGAUAAUGCCUUUUAUUGUUGGAGCCGUCUGUUAUGCAAUCAUUUUGACAGCGUUACUGGUAAUUGAUGCAACAAGUUUGACAGUAUCCUGUAUAACAUCACCUGAAGCAUCUGCAGUUACUUCUGCAUAUGAUUUCUCACUUGCAAUUACAACAGUUUGUGUAGUUGCACUGGCUCUUUUAUUGCACAGAAAUUUGAAUAGUGCUUACUUUCGUCCAGUGAUGUUACACUUUAUAGCAACUCUGUUUCUGGAAGAAGUACCUCUGCUCACGUGUAUUUUGCUCAAAUAUUCAAAUAGUAAAUCGGCAAUUCUAGCAGCCGACAUAACCAAUUGGUUGGUUUGUAUUCAUUCACUUCUACAUUCUGCAUAUUUUGUAUACAAUCAUCAAGACUAUCGAGAAGCUGUACGAAAUCUAUUUAGAAAAUGGAAAAUUGUGAAAAGUGGAUCUUUGUGAAUUUGUUAAAUUAUAGAAAUUUUGUACUCGAAUAUGGUUUCAAUUUUUUUUUCUUUAUGAUCUCAGGGUAAUCGGGUCAUUUGACAUCAAUUUAUACAUAUGUAUAUGUUUCCCUUUUCUAUUUAAUGAAAGUAUUUUGAACAUCA